UUCAGCAUAUAAAUGCAGGAUCCUCGAGGGCAGCAGAGUACACCACGGAUUUGACCGGCCGUGAUAAUAUCGAGAGAGAGACAGCAGAAGCAGAGACAUUUGCAUUCUCUCUCUCUCUCUCUCUGUGCGCGUGGUGUCACAGCCAGUCAGCGAUGGCGUCGGACAAGAAGCUGUUCGCUUUCGAGGAGGUCGAGAAGCACAACAAGACCAAGGAUUGCUGGCUCAUCAUCUCCGGCAAGGUAUAUGAUGUAACACCUUUCAUGGAUGAUCAUCCUGGAGGAGAUGAGGUCUUGCUCUCAGCUACUGGGAAAGAUGCCACAAACGACUUUGAAGAUGUCGGGCACAGUGACUCUGCUCGGGAGAUGAUGGAAAAGUAUUAUAUUGGCGAGAUCGAUGCAUCAACUGUCCCAGCAAAACGGAAUUAUAUUCCACCCCAACAAGCCCCUUACAACCCCGACAAAACCCCGGAGUUCCUCAUCAAGAUCUUGCAGUUCCUCGUGCCUAUUAUGAUCCUGGGUUUGGCUGUGGUGGUUCGACACUACACCAAGAAAGAAUAGUGAUUCAUUUUGCCUGCCUACCUCGAUGAGUAGAAAAAUUGUCGUGCCCGCCUGAAUUGUGCCUGGUAGCUAUUUAAAAAACAUCAUAGGUUCCUUUUCCUCAAGUCAUAAGACGCUCUUUGCAUGAUGUAAACUUGGGUCAUGCCUUAUUCGGGACUUCUUUUGUCAGGACCGUCUAUUGUGCCCUUUACUUGUGAGUUUUCGCAAUUCUUGCUUGAACUUUUGUGGAGAUCUUUUAUCUUCGUAGUCUAUAUAAAUCCAAUUGGGCAACGUGAUCGAGCAGUUCUUUGUCUUUCCAUGUUUGUGCUAGUCAUCAUCUUUGUA
Molecule: messenger RNA, 881 nt
Organism: Punica granatum (pomegranate)
Lineage: Eukaryota; Viridiplantae; Streptophyta; Magnoliopsida; Myrtales; Lythraceae
Source: RefSeq, a predicted model, not a curated record